Molecule: messenger RNA, 660 nt
Organism: Microthlaspi erraticum
Lineage: Eukaryota; Viridiplantae; Streptophyta; Magnoliopsida; Brassicales; Brassicaceae
Source: the annotation of a GenBank genome assembly
AUGCUUGCAAGGUAUAGGGAGAUGCUAGACACAGCUAGCAAUGGGAACUUCCUCAACCAGGAUGUAGAUGAUGGCUGGCAGCUUGUGGAGAACAUGGCCAUAUCAAUGGAAGUGCUAUGGAGAAUGAGUAGAAAUGCUCCAACAACUCUUACAAGGGCAAGCCAAAGGUUCUCUGGAAAUGAACAACAAGUGGUUGAGAUAAACUCCAAACUUGAGUCAUUGACUUCAAGAGUCCAAAUCAUUGAGUCUUCAAGUGCAUCAUCCUCUUCACCUCAAGAGUAUGCCCAAGCAGUUACACUAAGAAGUGGGGGCAAUUUCCAAGCAGAGGUAGCCCACCCCAAAUCGCUGUGGACAUCGAUGACGAGGAAGGGGAGGAUUUGGUCGAGUAUGCUGAUAUCCCAGCACCGAACUCGAUCGAGCUGGAACAAAACCCUGAACCAGAGCUCGAUCGAGCUGAGAAACCGAGACUCAGCAAGACAAACCAGAGCUCGAUCGAGCGAGAAGCGAACGGACAAAGCAAGCUCCAGCCAACCAACUAAACCUGUUGGAAAGAAGAAAGACACUCCAUCAGGACCACCACCAUACAAACCCCUCUACCCUUUCCAGGAAGGUUCAAGAAACAACUGUUGGAAGCACACAAGGCCAAGUUUGAUGAACUAA